AUGAGUCGAGGACGCGGUCGUGGUCGCGUACGCUUCGGCGGCAGUCGGGACUCGAUGUUGGCCGACAUCAUGGACGAGACACGCGAGGACCUGGGGCUCUCGUACGCGCAGAUGGAGCUGCUCCACGCGGAAGAAGGCACAGCGCUGUACCCGCCAUUGGAAUUGCCUCAGCCGGAGGCGCUGACCGAUAGUGAAGCUUAUUUGAUCCAGAGACAGCGUCUCUUGGCUCACAAACUCGAGGCUUUGUACCAUCAUCCGUGGGGAGCCGAAGCUUCCAGCUCGGACGCUGCGGGACGGAAACAGACGUCGGACGCUGCAGCUUUUGUGCACGUGACUGUGCCCGAGACACAGAAGGCUAAUGAAGUGUACGUGCCAGAGGAACUGCAGGGCAAUUCGCUCAGUGGGUCGCGCACCGCAGCAGCAAGAGGCUCGAUGCAUCGCGGCAUUGUGCAGCCGCGUGCGUUUGAAACAGUGUUUCAGACGCUCGAAGCACAGGAGAAGAAGAUUGCAGCUGAGAAGGCCAAGGCGAGCGAGCAGGAAGCCGAAGAUGGCUUGAUAGACGAAGCAGAAGAGGAUCUGGGCGACGACAUGAACGACUAUACGUACGACUAUUACGACAGUGACGCUGUUAGCCAGGAAGGGGACGAAGAAGUGUUCUUCUAG
Messenger RNA from Peronospora matthiolae, 663 nucleotides. The record is from the annotation of a GenBank genome assembly. Lineage: Eukaryota; Oomycota; Peronosporomycetes; Peronosporales; Peronosporaceae.